AUGACGGACGAGAAAAGUAAAAAACAUUUGAAACUGAAAACAAUUGAUGACCUUCGAAAAGAUGCGACCUACGAAUUGAAUCUCUUCUCGAAAAGACGACGAUCACAAUUAUGUACAUCAGCGAAACUAAUUGACGAAGAUUACGCGGAUGAUCAAGUUAUUACUGAUUCCGAUAAUGGCGAAGAUUCAGAUGAGGAAACUACAGCAGGAGUCAAUGAUAAAACAGUUACAACCAGUGGACAGAAAAAACAAAAGCAACGAAAGACAUAUGUGCCAGAAUUGUUGCCCAUGGGUUCGAGAGAUGAUCCAUCGAAGCCCAUGAUCACUCUGUCGAAUUAUCUGAUGAAAAAACGUAAAUGGCCGUAUCGCGGAUGGCACAAGCGAUACUUUGUGUUAAACAAUGGGUCACUUGUUUACGGCAAAUCAGAACAAGAGAUUAAACGUGGCCGAUACAAUGGCAAAUGUGAUAUUGGUUUAUGUAUUGUAACUUUUGUUCGAGAAUUACAACGAAUUAACAUCGAUGAAACGAACUCGGUUUAUCAUAUAAAAAUCAAAGAUAAGAAAACGUUUGAUCAAUGGCUGGAACAGAUCGCACUUCAUCGAAACAAUCGUCAAAAGAUUUUAGAACAACAAAGUCCAUUAAUUCAACAACUCAAUUCUUCCGAUGAGAACAAAACCGAAGCCAAUGACACAGCUCAAUCAUCUACUCACAAUUCCAUCCCGUCAACUGAUCGAUUGUUUUACAAUGAUUUCGCUGACAUACAAGUUCAGUUAAGUAGCUUAUCAGAUAUUCUCGAACACAUCAAGACAAACGCCACCACGACAGGAUCAAGUGUAUCAUCGAGAUCGAUUGAUGGAAGUAAGACAAGCGGUGGACAUACACCAUCAGCUAGUAUCAGCAGUAUCAAUUCAUUUACCUUACUCGAUGCUCAACGACAAGAUUAUUUUGAAAUUUCCAAAAAAGUCUUCGAUAAUCUCAAUAAUCUUUACAAACGUCUGUCCGUUCUUGCUAUUGAACAACAACAACAACAACAGCAGCAGCAAAGUUCAUUGAUUAACACAGCUCAUGCCGGAACAAGUAAUACUCUCCAAUCGAUCUCAUCGACAUCGACGACCAUGUCUCGGCACGGAUCGAUCUUUUACGAUGCCCCUGAGGCUCUUAGUGCAUUAAUGCUAAACGAAGAAAAAGAUGAAAUUGAAAAAAUGUCCGAUUCGGAAUCAUCAAGUUGUGGUGACGAUGAAAGUCAUGCCGGCGACUUAUCUCGGCAGCCAGCUAUUCCACCCCAAUUAAAGCCGCCUCAAAUACAAUGGCGUCGUUCGUCAUUACCAGCGUAUGCUCCAGAUACAUCGAAUAUUGGCUUAUGGAACAUCAUGCGGAAAGCAAUUGGAAAGGACUUGUCUCGUGUCGCUAUGCCCGUCAUCUUGAAUGAACCAUUGGGCCUGUUACAAAAAUUAUGCGAAGAAAUGGAAUAUUCGGACUUGCUUGAUCGUGCUUCUCAAACAGACGAUGUUCAUUUGCGUUUGGUUUAUAUAGCUGCAUUCAUUGUGUCAACAUAUUCUUCAAACUACUAUCGAACAGGAAGAAAAAAUUUCAAUCCUUUACUUGGCGAAACAUAUGAAUGCAUACGCGAAGAUAAAGGAUGGAAGUUCGUCGCUGAACAAGUUAGUCAUCAUCCACCCAUUAGUGUUUGUACUUGUAUUUCUCCAAAUUUUAUAUUUUCUCAAAAACUACAAGCCAAAGUUAAGUUUUGGGGUAAAUCCAUGGAAAUUUUUCCUGAUUCAUUGAAUACAUUGAUAUUUCCCAAAUAUAACGAGACAAUUACAUGGAAUAAAUGUACUAUGUGCAUACACAACGUUCUUUCACCAGAACGAUGGAUCGACCAUUACGGUGAUGUUCUUGUCGAAAGUUCAUCCGGUAAUAAAGCGCGAAUUAGUUUUAUACAGAGUGAUUAUCGAACGCGCUUGAACAAUGUGGCAGGUGAUAUUGAAAACACGACAGGAAAGGUGGUGCACAAAAUUUUUGGUCAUUGGCAUGAGAAUGUAUUCUGUGGAAAUGAUCAAACAGCUAAAUGUAUCUGGAGACAGAGUGCUGUGCCUGAAAAUUCUAAACAGUAUUAUGGUUUUACUCGUUUUGCGAUAGAAUUAAAUGAGUUGAAUGACGAUUUGCGACAACAACUUCCACCAACAGAUACUCGCUUUCGGCCCGAUCAACGAUUAUUGGAAUCCGGGCAAGUUGACCAAGCUGAAAAAGAAAAGGCUCGCAUCGAGCAAGCUCAAAGAUCACGUUCUGCAACUGGUCUAUGUCCUAAGUGGUUCAAACAAGACGGUGAUUCAUUCACUCUCAUACGUGAUGAGGAUCCGUCGCACAGCUAUUGGAAGAAGCGCGAAGAACACUGGACAAAUGUUGAAUUUCUUCAAUUAUGGUAG
Messenger RNA from Adineta ricciae, 2427 nucleotides. The record is from the annotation of a GenBank genome assembly. NCBI's taxonomy places the organism in Eukaryota, Metazoa, Rotifera, Eurotatoria, Adinetida, Adinetidae.